Trypanosoma rangeli is the source of this 1767-nucleotide messenger RNA. Its product is annotated as putative serine/threonine protein kinase, putative,protein kinase. The coding region runs from base 1 to 1767 and encodes 588 amino acids. The record is from RefSeq and is a predicted model, not a curated record. Gene Ontology annotation, biological process: protein phosphorylation. Gene Ontology annotation, molecular function: protein kinase activity; ATP binding. NCBI's taxonomy places the organism in Eukaryota, Euglenozoa, Kinetoplastea, Trypanosomatida, Trypanosomatidae. The transcript has a single exon.
AUGGAGAAGUUCACCAAGGUGCGGCACAUUGGCAAGGGCAACAUGGGGGCCUGCGCCCUCGUCCGCAACAACGAGGAUGGCAAGUGCUAUGUGAUCAAGCAAGUCGAUCUUGGUAGGCUGAGUAGAAGGGAACGUCAGCAGAGUCUCAAUGAGGCGCACUUAUUAAGUUCUCUGCAACACCCAAACAUUAUCAACUAUGUAGAUAGCUUUCUCUCAAGGAAAUCCGAUUAUCUUUGUAUCGUCAUGGAGUUUGCCGAUAGUGGAGACCUGAGUGCACGCAUUAAAAAGUCUUACGGUGUCAACUUUCGUGAGUCACAGGUGCUGGACUGGAUUAUUCAAUUGGUGCUGAGCCUCUCUUACAUUCACAAGCGCAGGAUCCUUCACCGCGACAUCAAGUCUCAAAACGUUUUUUUGACAAGCCAGAAUAUUCUGAAGCUCGGAGACUUUGGCAUCGCGUGCACCCUUUGUGGCACAUACGAUCAAGCCAGGACUUUUGUUGGAACCCCGUACUACCUUUCCCCUGAGUUAAUAUUAGAACAUCCCUACGAUCACCGCAGUGAUGUGUGGGCGCUUGGAGUGGUAGUCUACGAGCUUAUGGCAUUGAAGCAUCCAUUUAAUGCAACUAACAUGAAGGGACUGAUGCAGCGCAUCCUCAGGGUGCAAUACGAACCUGUUCCAAAGUUAUAUUCCACUGAGCUGCGAGACAUUGUACCACGUCUUCUAACUAGGGAACCAUCGCAACGCAUAAAGUUGGAGGAACUGCUUGAGCUUCCUGUAGUGCAACGACGGAUGAAGGAGUGGAUGUCGUCUGAUGUGAUGCCUAAAAGCUAUAUUGACGCCCUUCUGCAGCAUAAUUUACUGCCAACUGCGAUCGCUGCGUUACGAAAGAGUAAUGUCCCAGGCACAGUUGUCACCUCAGCGCAGCCCUCUGCUCUACCCUCCUCAGGAGACAUGCCAAAUGGUGCGCAUCGGGCCCAGCCCGAGCCCGCGGUGGAAGCACCUUUGCCUCCUUUGCGCUCGGACAGGAAUCUACCGCCUGUGCCACACCGCAGGUUGCUUCCAUUGGAGCAACAGCAACAGCAACAGCAACAGCAACAGCAGCAAGAACAACGAAAAUCAACAUUGCCGCAACAACAUCAUCUGCCACCGUACCAAAGGUCAGUGCCAAGGCCUUUAAUAGAUGCCAAUCGACUCGAUGUACUUCAGAUGCCAAGGCAAGCAAAAUACCGCUAUCUCAUGUACAAAAAUAUCAAUGGCGGGUAUAACUCUCAAGCUGUUUCUGGCGAUGGACAGAGGGACUCACGUGUCUCAGUCUCCGUGCCGCUGCAGAUGCCUUCCAACAACGUUGUUCAUCGGGCUAAUAUUUCUCAUGUUCAACCGGUGGGUGUAGGUGGUGCGCAACGCUCCUCUCUCUCGCGGGAUGUUUCUCAUGACCAUGCCGACGUCGGUAGCGCGGCAUUCGUCUAUGCUAGCAAUCCACUUAGUAACAGGCCUGAACCCAACGCCCACGCCGUGGGAGGUUUGCCGUGUCAGAUCAAAGCAGAACCAGACAAAGAAGGUGGAAACCCGUUUUUUGUGGAUCACCGUCUUGGCAAGCGUGGCCAGCAGGGACCGAGCAGUGUGGUCUCGUGUCUCAACCCCUUCCUUCAGCAGCCUUCAGUUGGAGUGACCCCGCUGCCAUGUGCUCCACAGCUGCCCAACAUGGACAUUAAAGCUAUGCUUCAGCGUGCUGCGUUGGAACGGGCCCAGCGACGCGCCUUUUCGUGA